GUCUGUAGCCUAAACUUCAAAAGCCCGCCCCUGGGUGGGGCGGGGGUGAGGAAACGAGGUCUAGUCGUGCGCCUGCGUACUGAGGUCGGACGGCAGAGGUCUCGCGGCGACCCCUCGCAAGCUCUGCAAACCGCGCGAGAUUUCCUCCCGAGCUCCUCGGUGGUGAGUGAAACGCGGGGCUCCGCCGGCAGGACCUAUUAGGGCUGGGGAGCCCGAGGCUGGGUCGGGUCCUUCAGGAGUUAUUUUAUACAGAAGUCUUGUGAGACCACUGUGCAAACAAGGUGAUGAUUGUACAAAGAGUGGUAUUGAAUUCCCGACCUGGCGGACUCUCGACCACUGCACCACCAGGGAAGUCCCAAUAUUCAUUUUUUUAAAUGAUAACUUAUCAAGGCCACUUGUUGAGGAAAUAAGGAAAAAAUGGUAAUCCAGUGGCGGAAAAUUUCCGAGUAGAAGAAGUAAACUUACCAGAUAAUAUCAAUGAAGGACAAGUACAAGUCAGAACUCUUUACCUUUCUGUGGAUCCUUACAUGCGUUGUAGAAUGAAUGAAGACACUGGCAGUGACUAUAUAUCACCUUGGCAGCUGUCUCAGGUGGUUGAUGGUGGAGGUAUUGGGAUUAUAGAAGAAAGCAAACACACAAAUUUUACUAAAGGCGAUUUUGUGACUUCUUUCUAUUGGCCCUGGCAAACCAAGGUUAUUCUAGAUGGAAAUAUCCUUGAAAAGGUAGACCCACAGCUUGUGGAUGGACACCUUUCAUACUUUCUUGGAGCUAUAGGGAUGCCUGGUUUGACUUCCUUGAUUGGGAUACAGGAAAAUGGUCAUAUAACUGCUGGAUCUAAUCAGACAAUGGUUGUUAGUGGGGCUGCUGGUGCUUGUGGAUCCUUAGCUGGGCAGAUUGGCCAUUUGAUGGGCUGUUCCAGAGUUGUGGGAAUUUGUGGAACACCUGAGAAGUGCCUCCUUUUGACCUCAGAACUGGGCUUUGAUGCUGCAAUUAAUUAUAAAGAGGGGAGUGUGGCAGAACAACUCCGUGAAUUAUGCCCCUCUGGAGUGGAUGUUUACUUUGACAAUGUUGGCGGUGACAUCAGCGAUACAGUGAUAAGUCAGAUGAAUCAGGACAGCCACAUCAUCCUAUGUGGUCAAAUUUCUCAGUACAACAAAGAUGUGCCUUAUCCUCCUCCACUACCCUCUGCUGUAGAAGCAAUCCGGAAAGAAAGAAACAUCACAAGAGAAAGAUUUCUGGUGUUAAAUUUUAAGGACAAAUUUGAGUCUGGCAUUCUCCAGCUGAGUCAGUGGUUUAAAGAAGGAAAGCUAAAGAUUAAAGAGACUAUGAUAAAUGGAUUGGAAAACAUGGGAGCUGCAUUCCAGUCCAUGAUGACAGGAGGUAACAUCGGAAAGCAGAUAGUUUGCAUUUCAGAAGAAACCUCUUUGUUAUCUCUAUAAACAUCUUCAUUAUGAAAUACAUGGAUUGCUUUCCGUUUUGCACAAAGAUUUCAAGAUACAUUAAAAAAAACCCUUAAGAGUACAGAUAGCUUUUGAUUUAAAUGUGAUCAUAGGUGAUAUUUUCUUAGCUGCAUAAUUCUUUCCUAUAUCUUCAAUAUCGUAUAUGUAUUCUUCAUCCAAUAUGAUUAUUUACAAUAAUAGAUUGAAGUCAACAUGACCUAUUUUUCCUUCUUUUGCUAAAACUAAUAUUACAUGAAAUUUAUAUCAGAUAUUCUGAAACCACUGGAGAUUUGAUGUAACUGUUUAAUCAUACAAAAUAUUUUUUAAAUUAAUAACUUUUAUUAACUUCAUAAGUUGUAUUUAAAAUAGAAUACUUGAGAAGGCACUUAGUAAAUAUUGAACUGGACAUGCUUUACGUAAUUCUUGAACUGAAGCUUGAAGAAUAAAUUGGGAUGGUCUUUCCAUAUUAUAGAUGGAAGAGGGACUUAAUUGCAGGGUCUGUGUGUGUGUAGGGGUUUGGGGGAAUUCAGAGCUUGUGGAACAGUUUUUGGGGUAGGAGAGCAGAGGCUUUGUGUUGGGAGUAGUAUGAGAAGUUAAAUAACUGAGGUUGGUUAGGUUGAUGGAGGGACUAGAUUUACUACAGAAGACAUGUGUUUUGCCAAGUAGUUCACAGUAUAGCCUAAAAACUCAUAUAUAUUGAUAAAAGCCUAUGUUUAUUUUAGGUUAGCAGGCACAUACUGUCAAAUAGUUACAGAGAUUUCGAGGGCAAAUAGAUAUAGACAUCAAUUCAAGUUUUAAGUGAUGAAAAAGAUUUAAACAACAAAUACAGCUUCAGAAAAUGACAGGACUGAGCAAAGUAACAAAUGGUCAUAAACAUGGCUGUUCAAGACCUAUUAAUGUACCUCUAAAUAAGAGCAUUUGUUUUAUUAAUUGUAAUCAACCCUUUAAUACAGUAAAAUUGAGGAUAUUUUCUGAGUGUUGUGCUGGCUUAUGGUCAGCUGUUUACAAAUUGCAAUAUACUUUUGUGUAGAUUC
Balaenoptera musculus (blue whale) is the source of this 2473-nucleotide messenger RNA. RefSeq names its product prostaglandin reductase 2 (gene PTGR2). The transcript has 11 exons. The coding region runs from base 528 to 1439 and encodes 303 amino acids. The record is from RefSeq and is a predicted model, not a curated record. Gene Ontology annotation, molecular function: 15-oxoprostaglandin 13-reductase [NAD(P)+] activity. Gene Ontology annotation, biological process: prostaglandin metabolic process. Lineage: Eukaryota; Metazoa; Chordata; Mammalia; Artiodactyla; Balaenopteridae.